Scomber scombrus (Atlantic mackerel) is the source of this 1734-nucleotide messenger RNA. RefSeq names its product ATP-sensitive inward rectifier potassium channel 12-like. Gene Ontology annotation, cellular component: plasma membrane. NCBI's taxonomy places the organism in Eukaryota, Metazoa, Chordata, Actinopteri, Scombriformes, Scombridae. The coding region runs from base 1 to 1734 and encodes 577 amino acids. Gene Ontology annotation, biological process: potassium ion import across plasma membrane; regulation of monoatomic ion transmembrane transport. The record is from RefSeq and is a predicted model, not a curated record. Gene Ontology annotation, molecular function: inward rectifier potassium channel activity. The transcript is spliced from 2 exons.
AUGGUUGGAACUGCCCGCCCCAACCUACAUUACUGCCCCCGCAGACACAGCCUGAUGAUCACCAGUGCCAUGGGAGCGGUGCGAGUCAACAGAUACAGCAUUGUUUCCACAGAUGAAGAUGCCGUGAAGAUCUCCACCCUGGGCCUCCACAAUGGCCAUAGUCCUCUGACUCAGCAGACACUAUUAGGGGCCUGCAUGCGAGGUGAAGAUGGAGGAGGAGGAGAGUGUCCAGGAAGUGAUGAAGGAAGAGGUGCAUUGUCUCUGAGAGUCACAAAUGAGCCAAUCGUCCACAACAGCUGCCGUGCUUCACCCUCAUGUCGCCUGGGCCUGGAUCUGGGCACCGGCCGCCUGCGCAGCCGCUUUGUGAAGAAGAAUGGCCAGUGCAACGUGGUGUUCAAUAACAUGGAGGGUAAGCCACAGAGAUACCUGGCUGACAUUUUCACCACAUGUGUGGACAUACGCUGGCGCUACCUGCUGCUUAUCUUCACCACCACCUUCCUUCUGUCUUGGCUGCUGUUCGGUCUGGUCUUCUGGGGAGUUGCACUGGCUCAUGGAGACUUUGAAAUUCGCCUUCCCAUGAAGGAAGGGGAUGCUCGGAGCACCACAGAGGAAGGACCAGACGAAUGGCGGCCAUGUAUUCUCCACAUUCAGGGUUUUAUUGGGGCAUUCCUCUUUUCCAUUGAGACCCAGACCACCAUUGGAUAUGGUUUCCGUUGUGUCACUGAAGAGUGCCCAGUUGCUGUGGUGACCGUGGUUGUCCAGUCCAUCGUGGGCUGCAUUAUUGACUCCUUCAUGAUUGGCACCAUCAUGGCAAAGAUGGUGCGACCCAAGAAGAGGGCACAGACCUUGCUGUUCUCGCAUCAUGCUGUCAUCUCAUUGCGUGAUGGUAAGCUGUGCCUCAUGUGGCGUCUGGGAAACAUGCGCAAGAGCCACAUAGUUGAGGCACAUGUGCGUGCCCAGCUCAUUAAGCCGCAUGUGACAGCGGAGGGAGAGUACCUCCCUUUGGAGCAAAAAGACAUUGAUGUUGGCUAUGAUGAUGGACUGGAUCGGCUGUUUCUGGUCUCACCGCUGGUGGUGGUCCACGAGAUCAACAAGAACAGUCCGCUGUAUAAUAUGAGCCACAAUGACUUGCAGAAAGAAGACUUUGAGAUUGUUGUCAUCCUGGAAGGGAUGGUGGAGGCCACAGCUAUGACGACCCAGGCCCGUAGCUCCUACUUGGCUAAGGAGAUCAUGUGGGGUCAUCGCUUUGAGCCUGUGGUUUUUGAGAAGAGCGACCGCUACCACGUGGACUAUUCCCGCUUCCAUAAAACUUAUGAAGUGCCAUCUACUCCUCACUGCAGUGCCAGGGAACUGAGCCAGAUGAUGGGUCGUGGCAGGCAGUCCUCGUCUUCCACCACCAGUUACUCCCGGUCUCCAUCACCAUUUGCCCCAAGGGCAGCCCGCCACCUACUGGGCCCUCACUCUCCCAGCGCUUUCUGCUACGAGAACGAGGUAGCCUUGUGCUGUGGGGAUGAUGAUGAGGAGGAGGAUGAGAAGAACGAGGCAGUAAGUCUAAGCAUUAGAGGUGACAUAGAGGCAAAGUUGAGAGAUGACAUUCACUUGGGAUUCAAGGAAACGUUUGUGGAGGAGCAGACGGUGGAGAUGCUGUGUGUGCUGGACACAGAGAACCAGAUGAGCCUCGACAGACUACAGCCCACCCUACCUUUAUACAUCAGCAGAGAGUCAGGAGUUUAA